Messenger RNA from Humulus lupulus (European hop), 994 nucleotides. RefSeq lists its product as uncharacterized. The record is from RefSeq and is a predicted model, not a curated record. The coding region runs from base 117 to 401 and encodes 94 amino acids. Lineage: Eukaryota; Viridiplantae; Streptophyta; Magnoliopsida; Rosales; Cannabaceae. The transcript is spliced from 3 exons.
GCGCAAGAAAAUUUUGAUUUCUCUCUUCUUCCUUCUUCAUUCUUUUAUUAAAGUUACAGAGAGAAUAGAAAGAAUACUAGUAAGUUGAGAUCACAGACUAAUAAUAUAGAGUGGUCAUGGGAGACUCUUCAGCUUCCUACAUACACAUGGUGCAACACCUAAUAGAGAAAUGCCUGAUUUUCCGUAUGACUAAAGAGGAAUGCAUGGAAGCCCUGUCUAAACAUGCAAAUAUCAAGCCUGUCAUCACUUCCACUGUAUGGAAUGAACUAGAGAAAGAGAACAAAGAAUUCUUCGAGGCAUACACAGAAUCCCAAAGCAAAGAAGACAAAAUGUCCGAGGAAGAGACAAGCCAAAUGAUACAGAAAAUGAUUUCGGAUUCAGCCAAAGAUUCCGACGACUAAAAACAUAUGUAUAUAUAUUUAUAUAUACGCCACUCGAUCGAAAAUGAUCUGACUUCUCUGGAGUUCUGGUAGGUAGGAAGGCAUCUUUAAUUAAUUAAUUGCUCUCUGUCUCUGUAAUUAUGUCCAAGGUAGCAUCCAGCCAAAACCACAUAGGGACUCAUCACAUGAAUACCCUAUACGUACGCCUACUCAUCAUCUCUGCUGCUAUGUCCACAUACUCACACAACAAGUUUCAGAUCAUCAUUACGGGGUCCCCCUUACGCAUGUUAAACGCUUCUUCAUUUUUCUUUACAUAAUAAUAUGUGUAGUGUUGUGUUUGUGUGUAUAUAUAUAUAAUAUGCAUACAUCAUCAUUAUUUAAUCAAAGUAUAUAUUAUUAUUACUAUUAUCGUGCUUGGACGAGAGCCAAUUUAGUUAGUAGUCUCUUAAUUAGUUAUAUUAAUAUUUCAGUAUUCCCUACAUUAAAAAUUCUGUGGCCACGUGCUCUUAUUAUAAUUCUCUUGGAUGGACCAAUAUAGCAGAGCUACACGUGAAACUAUUGUACAAUACAAUAUACGAUUGAAUAUUCUUAGUAAUUGUUGUUUCUGUAGUAAA